Molecule: messenger RNA, 775 nt
Organism: Aethina tumida (small hive beetle)
Lineage: Eukaryota; Metazoa; Arthropoda; Insecta; Coleoptera; Nitidulidae
Exons: 5
Coding region: 1-504 (167 amino acids)
Source: RefSeq, a predicted model, not a curated record
AUGAUCCUGCUGGCUGGCGUCGGAGUUGAUUUUGCAUUCCACAGGCACCGCUCCGGAUAUUAUCUCAUAGGCGGGUCGAUAUUCCUGCUGGUUAUAGAAGUGCUGUGGGUAGCGACGCUUUUCAUGCAGCUUUGUGUAAGGAGCGAGAACCGUGUAUGGAGUUGUUGGUCAAUAGUAACGUGGUUCGAGGGUUGGAAGAAGAGUGUUUUGUACGUGCCCAUGGGAGCUGUGCCGCUGCUCUUGCCCCACAAGAUUUGGUUAUCUUAUGUGGCAUCGGGCCAGAUAUUCGCCCUUGCCAUUUUCCACAUCGUCCUUUCGUUCAAGGGCCGCCGCCGGAGAAGGAGGAAGGAAAGGCUGCUCCACGGCGAUAUAGACAGCUUUGAGAGCAGUAAAUUCGAGGAGGUGACGGAGGUACUGGAUGACUGUCUACCCGAGCCAAUGCCCGGAAGCAGCCACUCCCUAUCGGACAGUUUAGCGGAACAAGACACAAUACUAGAGAUAUGACCUGAAGUCCACCAGCCUCCGGAUCUCUUUAAGCACAUUGUCGAUUCCGGCCACUGGAGUGAAAUCGACAUCGACGUCGUCGAACAGUAAAUUGUAAUUUGUCGCAUCAAGAAAGAUGUGUCUUUUCUUGCAAUAUAUGGGGAGUGAUUUUUAGGUGGUUGUUUAUGUUUGAAAUAAUUAUUUCGAAUUUAACAAUGAUUAUUAAUUUAAAUGUUGCAAUAUCAAAUAAUUUUUCAACCUAAAAAAUGAUUGACAUAUUUCUAAUAAAAAU